GGCACUUGUGGGUUGUACUUAUUUAUUUAUUUUAUUACGUGUCAAGGAGCAAGUUUCACAUGGGAUUGGAGUGAUUACACAUGGCGCUUAGAAGGUGCUGUAGGUUCGCUGGUUCUGUCCCUCGACUUUUGUGGUCCUGGUCCAGUUCCGUCCCGCCCAGGACUUAUUCUGCUGUAGGACGAUGCGCUCUGUCCAGCUUUGUCAACACUUACCAAGGUUACAAAAGCACAGAGCUGCAGCUCCGCAGGUUCAGCUCACAACAACAACCACCGAGCACGGAAGUGACUUAUGAUCAGCUGAAGAAGCUCCUGUCUGAGCAGAAAACUGUGGUUAUAGAUGUCCGGGAGCCCUGGGAGCUCAGAGAGUACGGCUUUAUCCCCGGAUCUAUUAAUGUGCCCUUGGGACAAAUGAACACUGCUCUCCAACUGGACCCAGAGGAGUUCAGGGAGAAGUAUGACGGUGAAAUGCCCCUGCAGACGGAUAACAUUGUGUUCAUUUGUCUGGCAGGGGUCAGGAGUAAAACCGCUGUCAACACAGCCACCUCUUUGGGAUAUAAAGAUGUUCAGCAUUACCCUGGUGGAUGGUAUGAGUGGGCAGAAUAUGAACAAGACAAGUGAUCCAUGAAUUUUGGAGCAGAAAUGAAACAUGAGAUAAAUUAACGGCUUUAUUGUCCAACAGUGAGCACCUAAACACUUUCAGUGCUUUGUUUCAUAAACCUCAGGAACUCUGCUUUAGUGAUGGAUCAGCUUUCAGUAAAUGAUCCACAGCAGAUACCUUCAGUGCCAAGCUUCUGGGAGCAUUAGUGACGUUUUAUUCAGUGUUCUUUGAUGUGUUUCAUUAAAUUGAGACAAACUUCCUUGAAAUCUUUUAAA
This is a messenger RNA of Austrofundulus limnaeus, 872 nucleotides long. It is a transcript of the gene tstd3, whose product is annotated as thiosulfate sulfurtransferase like domain containing 3. The coding region runs from base 81 to 617 and encodes 178 amino acids. Gene Ontology annotation, molecular function: thiosulfate-cyanide sulfurtransferase activity. The transcript is spliced from 4 exons. Lineage: Eukaryota; Metazoa; Chordata; Actinopteri; Cyprinodontiformes; Rivulidae. The record is from RefSeq and is a predicted model, not a curated record.